Passer domesticus (house sparrow) is the source of this 9032-nucleotide messenger RNA. RefSeq names its product ring finger protein 130 (gene RNF130). NCBI's taxonomy places the organism in Eukaryota, Metazoa, Chordata, Aves, Passeriformes, Passeridae. The transcript has 8 exons. The record is from RefSeq and is a predicted model, not a curated record. The coding region runs from base 674 to 1954 and encodes 426 amino acids.
CUGCGCAGAGCGCGGAGCUGCAGUCGAGGCGCGGGCGCGGAGCCGGUGGCGGAGCCGCGGGACGGAGCGGGGGCCCCGGCGCCCUCGGGGCGAACCGGGCAUGAGGCGACGGCUGCCGGCUGCGGGCGCCGGGCUGGGCACUGAGCCGCGCCGCCUGCCGCACUAAGGCGGCGACGAGCCCCGAGGCGAACCGAGGCGGCGCGGAGGGCCGAGUCCGAGGCGAGCCCCGCGGCUGUUCGCGGGCGCGACUGAGGCGGCAGCGGCGGCUCCUGCCUGCAGCCUCCCCUGGGCCGGCGAGGGGCUGCCGGGGAGGGGGCCGCGGCGCCGCCCCCGCCUCCUCCCCUCGCCUCGCCCCGCCGGAGCUCCCCCGCGGCGGCGGGCGGGCGGUAUGAGCGCGGCUCUCUGAGGGGCCGGCGGAGCUCGGCUGCCCCCGAGCCGCCUCCCCCGGGAGCCGCGGCGGCGGAUCGGACUCGGCUGGGACCUGCCAUGACUCCCCUGGCUCCUCCCAUGGCAUGAGCCCGGGCUCUCCUCCCCGCUCCGCCUGCUUUUGGUCUCUCUCCGCUCCCGGGCUGUCAGAUGGGAUAGGACACACCCGGGCGUGCGGGGCUCGACGCUGCCGGGGCGAGGCGGCGGAGGCAAGCGGUGACGGCCGUCGGCUCGCCUGGAGUCGAAGAUGAGCUGGCGGUGCGCUCGCCAGCACUGGAACGGCGGCUCUUCCGUGCUGCUGCUGCUGCCGCUGCUGCUGUGGCACGGCCGGGUCCGGCCGGCCGGCGCCGACAACGCCAGCCAGGCGUACUACACCGCGCUGAUCAACGUGACCGUGCUGAGCCCCGAGCGCGGCGGCCCCACGCUGCUGCGCAUCGACCGCGGCCGCUACGGGCAGGACUCCCCGAAGGUGGAGGUCAAGGGGCUGCUGGUGGCUCCCGUCCCUAUCAACGGAGUUGCAGAUCGUCUGGGCUGUGACCCUCGAACACGUUUCCAGGUCCCACCAAACACCAAGCAGUGGAUUGCUUUACUACAGAGAGGAAAUUGUACAUUUAAAGAGAAAAUCCUGCGAGCAGCUUCACAUAAUGCCACAGCUGUGGUCAUUUACAACAACGUAUCCAGUGAAGAACCUGUCACAAUGACUCAUCAAGGAACUGGAGACAUUGUUGCUGUCAUGAUUACAGAAUCGAAGGUUAAGGAGAUCCUGAAUUACUUGGAGAAGAACAUCUCUGUCCUGAUGGCCAUAGCAGUGGGGUCCCGUGUUCCUCCAAAGAACUUCAGUCGGGGCUCUCUAGUCUUUGUGUCAAUAUCAUUCAUUGUUUUGAUGAUCAUUUCUUCAGCAUGGUUAAUAUUUUACUUCAUCCAGAAGAUCAGGUACACAAGUGCACGUGACAGGAAUCAGCGUCGUCUUGGAGAUGCUGCCAAGAAAGCCAUUGGUAAAUUGACAACCAGGACAGUAAAGAAGGGUGAUAAGGAAACAGACCCAGACUUUGAUCAUUGUGCUGUCUGCAUUGAGAGUUACAAGCAGAAUGAUGUUGUUCGCAUUUUGCCGUGCAAGCACGUGUUCCACAAAGUCUGUGUGGAUCCCUGGCUCAGUGAGCACUGUACAUGUCCAAUGUGUAAACUGAACAUUCUGAAGGCACUGGGAAUUGUGCCCAACGUGCCGUGCACGGAUAACGUCGCCUUUGACAUGGAGAGGCUGACGCGGGGGCAGCCGGCCAGCAGGCGCUCGGCGCUCGGCGACUUCGGCACCGACAGCUCCCUCAGCCUGGAGCCCCUGCGCACCUCGGGCAUGUCACAGCUGCCUCAGGACGGGGAGCUGACACCAAGGUCAGGAGAGAUCAACAUCGCAGUGACAAGCAGUCACUUCUUCCAUCGUAACUCUCUGUCCCCUCGAAGCCUGGUCUACGAGAGCGAGUUCUCAACCAUAGAGCCUGCCUUGGACAUGUACGACGAGAACAAAACCUGAAAGGAAUCCAUGCUCCUUCCUGGCCCUUUUUCCGUUUUUUUCAUUUCUCAUUCCUAUUGUUGUGUACUCUUUCCAUGGAUCUCCUUUGUCUGAAGAAGAGCUGCUUUUUCCAGAACACGAACCCGCCUUCUCGUUUGCACAGACGAAGACCAGCUGUGGUGGAUUCUGAGGGUGGCAUCUUUGAGGUGACAAAGAGCUGUGACAAGCAAGGUUGUCUGAUGGAAAUUGCUGAGUAACAGCAUGGGGAGCUGUGUCGGCCCAGCCACGGCGAUGCAGGAGAGGUUUCACGGUGGCCCUAAGAGUUUGUGCUGAACUGCAAAUGCGUCCCUUACACAGGCAUCUGCUGUUUCCAAUUUUUUAGUUGUCCAGAUGGUUGGGCAAUGUCAGAAAGGGAACUGGUUGUAGAGGAGAUGGCCAGUGACUGGUAAAAGCACUCGUAUAUCUAGGUCAAUCCAUAACUUUACUGUGAAAUAACCCCUUCUGAGAGGGACCUUUAUAAGUGCAUUGAGUUUCCUACAACCCACUUAACCCUGGACAGUGGCAAGCCAGUCUGAUGUUCAAGCUGCAGAGAGGACCUGCAUUUGCAGAAAGAUUUCAAGGAACUUGAUGGUUGGAUUUUUUUUUCUCCAAUUUGAUUGAAGCAGGAGAAAAAUGGUAUACACAGAAUAUACUUUUGGUCCUUCUGCGUGCUGAAGUCAAGUGAGUCUCUUUCUGUAGAGAGGACAUUCACAGAACCAGCACUUGAUCUACCUAAAAACCAUUAGACUUUUUGAAAUAUGCAGGAAUCAAAUUAGCUUUCUUUCUCACGUAACUUUUUUUUUGGGGGGUGGGGGGUAAAAAAUCCACCAAAUUUUUCACUGAGGUUUUUUAAAAGCCAGCAUGUUGGCAUUACACAGAGAAGAAAAGAGGUAAGCUUCUUAUCCCACUCUCCUGUUGAGAUCUGCAGCAGUUAUUUAACAAAUACGUUCUCUGAGCUGUGCCCUUUCCCACUGACAUCAAUAACGGGAAUGCAGAAAGCAGGAGAAGAAAGGAAAGCAGCUACUGCUUUGGCACGCUGCAGGAAAAAUCAAUUUUUACCAGCAUGUGACACAAGCGGUGGGGAAAUGGAUAUUGUUUGCAAGCUUCUGAGAGAACAAUGCAGAAAUGGAGAGCGAGAGAGGAACCUCUGGAGCCAAGUCAUGCACAGCGUUCCUCAGCUGAGCCGACAUGGGGGAGCGAGCGCUUCCGCUCCAGCGUUUCCUACCGGACAAUGCAUAGCUGCUAAUGAAUGUUUGGAUUUUUCUCCAUUGCAGUCUGAGUUACUGUAGGUGUAGAAACUCAUUUGUGUCCUUGUAAUGUGAAACACAGUUUCACCCUCUGUAUAGGAAUCUUGAGAAAUCAGUUAAGCCAAAAAGAAAGGUAAGACUUAUCCUGCCAUGCUUUAAUUUCACCUGCUUUUGCAAGCAGGGGAAUUUCCCCUCCUUUAUAAUGUUUUUAAUUGUAUAGCAGUCUGCUUAACAUAUAUCCUUUUCUGAAGUGUGGUUCAGCUGUGUAUUUAACAUGGAUGUUCAAGAGAAAAAGAAAAACCCAGCUCUGUAAAAUGAGGAAAUGAGCCUCUUUGCCGAGCAUGCUUUGACUUUUGUUGCUGUGCGUCAGCUUUAUUUAAUCUGAUAAUUCAAGAGUGGGUGGCAUGAAGUGUAGGGAGGUUUUUCUCAUAAUACCCACAUAGAUAUUUACCAAAUGCACUUUUAUUGCCAUUCAGCUCACUCUGGAAAUGCGCUGAAGCCCCAGACUUUUUUAAGAGCACAAUUUUGACGCCCACUUUCUCCUACAAAGCAGAAGUGAAGGUCACAGGAAGUGCCCCAGGGGCUGGGCCAGCAGCGGGUCGUGGCCAGUGGUCAGCAUCCCUCCUCUGGUGUGGGGCAGGCAGCGACAGCUCCGCCGGCGAGCCCAGGCACAGCUCCCCAGCCCAGCCUGGCUGAGCUGAACCCAGGCCCAGGCACAGCUCCCCAGCCCAGCCUGGCUGAGCUGAACCCAGGCCCAGGCACAGCUCCCCAUCCCGGCCUGGCUGAGCUGAACCCAGGCCCAGGCACAGCUCCCCAUCCCGGCCUGGCUGAGCUGAACCCAGGCCCAGGCACAGCUCCCCAGCCCAGCCUGGCUGAGCUGAACCCAGGCCCAGGCACAGCUCCCCAUCCCGGCCUGGCUGAGCUGAACCCAGGCCCAGGCACAGCUCCCCAGCCCAGCCUGGCUGAGCUGAACCCAGGCCCAAGCACAGCUCCCCAGCCCAGCCUGGCUGAGCUGAACCCAGGCCCAAGCACAGCUCCCCAUCCCAGCCUGGCUGAGCUGAACCCAGGCCCAAGCACAGCUCCCCAUCCCGGCCUGGCUGAGCUGAACCCAGGCCCAGGCACAGCUCCCCAGCCCAGCCUGGCUGAGCUGAACCCAGGCCCAAGCACAGCUCCCCAGCCCAGCCUGGCUGAGCUGAACCCAUACGGGGCUCGGGGGCGGCAGCAGGGCUGGUUGAGCAGCCCCUGUGUUUGUAAUUACAUCUGUGAGAUCAGCAGGGACACGUGGGAGCGGCGCCUUGGGAACGCAAACCCCGAGAGGAAAAUCACCGUCUCUCAAGGAUGUUAUGGGGCUUGUUUUUAUCCAUGAGGGCAGUCAGGUUAUGAUAAACCCAGAUACCUGGGUUACCUGGUUCAAUGCCAACAUGUCUCGUUGUCUUCCAGCCAGCACAGAGCUGCUCUGGUGGGGUUUUGGGUAGGACAGGCUCUUGUAGCACUGCGUGGGGUGCUGAUGCCCCAAGCAAAUCCUUCUCAUAGGGGCUGCCCCAUCCCAACACAGGGAUUUCCCCUAAGGCCACCGGGAAUUUCACUGGGGCAGUUUCAGCACAAAACCAAACCUGAUGAUUUCUCAGCUCCAGCUGAGCCUGUUUGCACGAGCUGUGUGCCAGAAUAUACAGAAAAGCUAGAAGAGGCAUGGAAAUUAAAAAUAAGAAAGCACAAAUCCCCCCCAAAGACAAAAUAAUAACUAAUGUAAUUUGUGCUCUGCUAAAUCUUAUUUCUAACUGAAUACCUUGGCUUUAAGCAGGGGGAGGGCAGGUUUGCCUCAGUGGAGAUCAGGGUCUGGCCCAGCAAUGUAAAAAUGGAUUUGCGCUGCAGCAUCUUGGAUAGGGGAGCAGGUAUUUGUAAUUGGCAUCCUGGAUUUGGGACAUCUUGCAACACUGGAAAAAUUAAAAGCUUGUUCAAGCAAUCAGUCCCUACGUGAGUGCCAGGACGUGCUGGAGCAGGCCUUCCCCAGUUACUCAUAUUUAGUGUGGGGAAGAGGCACCACAGCAACAUGGGUGAUUUUUUUCUGGGCUGUGCUGGUAAGUUUGAGGUUUUCCUUUUAAUAUUAAUCAGUAUAUAAAAAAAGCUUGAUGAGCAUUGUUGUUCUUGUUCUGCUGCAGUGGUGCUGUGUGUGGUUGAGUCAUUUCACAGAAGUAAAAUAUACGGCAACCUACCAAGCACUGUAAGUGCCAGUAACUUGGAAAAUCAUUCUCAAGGUUAAAAAAAAAAUGCUUUUUUUUAACGGGAAAACAUUCAGUUUAUGACUUCUACGUAUAAAAAAAAAGCUUUUAUCUCCAAGUGUUUUCCUAAAGCAUUUAAGCCCCAACACUUUGCCUUCUCUUUCUCAGCUUCCUUUUCUAGGAAAGUUUUGCAUGUUCCCAUAAUACAUUUGUAAAAUCAAGGUUUGCUUGUGUUCUUAGAAGAUAAUUGCCAGUAAGAAACCAGACUGUAAGUGUGCUUUUUACCUAUAAUACACAACAUUAAUUAUUAAAUUUGAAGCAUGUUAAAAUUUACCUAAUGACCCUCAGAAUUGCUCCCUCCAGUGAGCUCAUGUGUUGGAAUCUGCAUUGUCCCUUUGCUCUAGGAUGCUUGCCCUGGCACCUGAGGAUGCUGUAGGAAUAACCAGGCAUCCUGCAUUAGCCAAAGAAAAAACAAAACCAGUUUAUUAAACAUGUCUAGGACUAUGUUAUGAGACUUUCACACAUCUGUUUUCUUUAAACACAUUCCUGUAAAAUACUGCAAAGGCUUGGGAGAGCCAAGAGCUUUUUACCAGCUCCUGGAAAGCAGAGGGAAUUCUGCAGGAAACAUGGGUCACACUGAGGCUCCAGGACUUGUUCAGUCCAAUUUAGGUUUGAGGUAGUGCCACAGUCAGUUCAUGAGCUGAAGGAUGAAGGCACCAGGGUUGAGCUGAAGUUCAGGCAGCUCUGCAGCCUGAUUACUGGCGAGUGAGUUGACUUAAUUAUUUAAAAUAUUUGUUAUUUUGCUUAGCUAAUAGUAAUUUGUUUUUUACAGCACAGGAAAUAGCAGAGCAGCUCAGAAGCCGAGGCACAGUGGGGCAGAGGGAAGAGCCACAGGGCCGCUGCCAGCCCUGCAGGGUGGGGAGAGAAGGACAGGAGAGCUCAGGGCAGGAAACCUCAGGAAACACCUUCAAAUUCCCAAGUAAAGCUUUUGCUCGUUUUUCACCCUGUGUUACCCAGCCAUACUUGACCUAAUUUUCCAGCCUGAGUGGUGCAGAAGAGUGUGUGAUGUGCCAUGACAGCUUGCAUAUGUGUUGUUAUAUUUAAAGAUAUCUUCACUUUUUCCUUUCCCUGCUAGACUUGCACUGCAGGGCAGCCUCAGCUCUGGCACACUCGGUGGAAACUGGUGAGCAGGGGAGGGAGUGAGAGAGGGAAAGAUGUUCCAACUAAACAGACUGGGGGGAAAUCAGGGGAGAGGUAGCACUUCAAGAUGCUGGUGCUCAUUUCUGCUUUUUUCCCCUUGUCUUUGAAAUAAUUAAGAGAAAAAGCUGUGCUCCCUACCCCUUCCUUGUGGGAUGCAGUGAUAAGAGCAGGACUCCAGUGGGAUUUUGCUCCUGAGGCAGAGCCAUGAUGCUCUGUAACCCCCAGCCAGUGAUAUCCUCAGAUGUUGAUUAAAAACCCAAAAUUCACAAGGGUGUGUCAGGUUUACCUGGUCCUUGCAAAGUGCUUUUUUUGAGGAAUGGAAUCUGGUCACAGAGCCUUUGCAAAGCACCACUAAUUGACACCUUGUUAUCUAUCUUUCAUUAAUCUAGUCUUUUUAAAAGCCUUCGACAUCCCCAGACACUUUUAAUUCUAAUCUCUACCUUUCCACUCCAUCAGUUCCUACUGGCCUCCUCCUCCCCUGGAGAGCUGGGUGAAGGUCCCUGUAGUGCAGGCACUGCUGUCCACUGUUCUCCAGCAUCUUCUUCAUCACUGUGCCAUCACCUCACUGUGCCAUCACCAUGCCAGCCAGCCCCUCCAGGGGGAUGCAUCACCCCAAACCAGUCACAGUCUGUGGGAGCACAGAGGCUCCUGGUGGGCUGUGCUCAGCCAAAGCAGGGUGUGUGGGAUCUGGGCUGUUGUUGUGGGAUGCUCCUUCCCUGGAUGACUGAAUGGAGCAUCCUUUUGCUCUUCUGCCCAUCAGCCUCAUGGAGAUGCUCACAUGAACAGAAAUGGAUGUGUAGGUUGUGCAAUAACAUAUUAAAUUUUUUUUGUUUCUUACUGCAAUAAUGUCCAGGGUCUCUGGACCUGGGGGUCCUGUGGUAUAAAUUGUUGCCCAAAAAUAGUCCUUUUCCUAAGGAGUUAAUAAGUAUUAAUAUUCCUACAAAGUAAGAACUACAUAGUGUUUUACUGAAAGUUGAAGCUGCUUAGAGUGAUUUCAAUGCAAGACUGAGGUGUAACAUUAGCUAGUGUCAUACAGCUGGGACUGGGGGUUUGCCCCCCAGAAAUCAGAUGGACAUGUGUGUGAAGGCUCCCUCACUCCUGCUGGGCUACUCCUUUCUCCACUUGUAUCCAGAAGCCCCUCAGAAGCCAGGAGCUUUUAUUCUUUUCCCUGAGCUCAGCUGUGUGCAUUUAUAUGCCAUUUGUGCCAUUUGCCUUCUUUUUUUUUUUUUUUUUUUUCUGCUUCUCACAUAUUUGGGGGCUCUCCUUUGCUUGGCUCUGACUCGAUCUUCAGCUGCCCAAACCCGUUGGGGGGACAAAAGCCAUUAAUUCCCAGCAGAGCAGCUCUGCUGGGCUAUGUUAAGGCAUAGAUGAUCAGAUUUGCUGUGGAUCCCCCGUGCCUGUGUCUGUAACACCCUCACUCUCUUUCAGGCAGUAAGAGCUGUAGCUGCCUGCAGCCUCCCCACACACUGGGCUGCACUGGGAGGGAGGAUCAUACAGAAAACAGCUCAGCAGCCUCCCAUGCUCCAGCACAGGAAAGUCUGGGUGUGAAAGUAAACUUGUUCUUUGCUGCUGUUAAGCCAGGAAUGUUUAAUAGUGUUUGGGGCUGUCAAAGCAAAGCUCCUGGUGCAGGUUCAUGAGGUCCCAGCAAGGCAGCACCCCAGCCUGUUGCUUUCUGCUUGUGCUGGAAGGUGCUACAUGAAUGAGAGAGUUUCCCUGUGCCACCACAUCAGCAGACAGACUUUCCCCACCCUGUAUGCCUAGGCUUAGCUCCCAGCACUGGUAAGGUCUGUCACACUGCUACUGUAAAGGGGAAUAACCUUUUGGAGCAAAAGGAGUGGUAGCAUUGCUCUUCUGCUGUCCCAUCAGCCCUGCUGCAGCUGGCAAGUAGAUGUUAAAUCCUAAAAGCUUCUCUGGAUGGCCAUGCCUGUCCAGGAUCACCUGCUCGAGGCCAUGGCUGACUAUGCACUGACUCCACCAAAACAGGAUUAUUUUAUCUCAGCAGAGAGGGAACCCCCCGGCCUUUGGGCACAGGAGACUGCAGCAAACAACAACACAAAACCCCAAUUUGCGUGCGUGUAAAAUGAAGUCUGUUGGGACUGGCUUGCUGCCAGGUGGGUCACACCGGUGUGACCAGGUAACCUGAACAUGCCAGCAGCUGCCAGGGGUCUGGGGACACUGUGGGGACACAGGGACACACAGUGCCCUCCCAACAGCCAGAGCUCUCCAGCCCCUGUGGAAGUGUAGCUUGCCAGCAGCAGAACUUGUUGACAUGUUUUGAUGUAAGUAUAACACUGUAUUGUAGUUAUGUGGUAUAUGCCAGUAUGUUCAUAGUGUAUACCGACUAGUUAGGGUUUGCUAAUGUACUACAUUUCAAUAAAAAGCAGUUUAAAAAUA